Messenger RNA from Coregonus sp. 'balchen', 22268 nucleotides. The record is from the annotation of a GenBank genome assembly. NCBI's taxonomy places the organism in Eukaryota, Metazoa, Chordata, Actinopteri, Salmoniformes, Salmonidae.
AUGGAGCAGCCCAUGCUGAAAGCCAGAUCGCCAGUGGGUCAGAUGUGUUCGGUGGUGGCCCCCGCCUCGGCCAAGCAGCCUUCCUCCGCCAGCUCUCCCUCUACAUCCAACACCAUUGGCCCCAAGGAGGUGAGAGACAGAGGAUGCGUCCCAAAUGGUACCCUAUUCCCUAUAUAGUGCCCAUAGGGAUCUGGGGCUCAUAGAGCUCCGAUCAAAAGUAUAUAUGGAUUCGGGCGCCAUUUGGGAUGAAGUCAGAUAAAUUGUCCUUUGUUCCUGUGUGGUUCAGCAAUACCAAGAUCAUGGGUUUGAUUCCUGCUGGGGCCAGUUGUUUUGGAUAAAAUUGUCAAUAUCAGUGUUUCCCAGUCCUGAUCCUGGGGACCCGAAGGGGUGGACAUUUUAGUUGUUGCCCUAGAACCAACAAAUUUGAUUUAACUGAUGACCUCUUCAUCAAGCCUUUAGUUGAAUCAGGUAUGUUACUUAUAUGUUACCCCUUUGGGUCCCCAGGACCAGGAUUGGGAAACACUGGUCUAAAUUACUUGAAUUAUUAUAUAUUAAGUUAAUUAACUUCCAGAAUUGACUGGGUUCAAUUCACAGUGACAUAGCUACAUUACAUACAGUAUAUUCUGAUAUAUUAGGUGGAGCUGAUUCUGGUGAAGGAGCACAACGGGGUCCAGUUUACCACCUCCACCUUGGUCAGCCCUGCUGGUCACCCCCACGGCCAUGGCCAUGCUCUGGGCCCCAGCCACGGACACACCCCUGUCCCUGGAGAAGAGAGGGAGACCUGGGGGAAGAAGAUCGACUUUCUCCUGUCGGUGAUAGGGUUCGCUGUGGACCUGGCCAACGUGUGGAGGUUCCCCUAUCUCUGCUAUAAGAAUGGAGGAGGUGAGAAGGAGGGAGGAAGGGUGUGGGGGAGGGAGGAAGGUGCCAGAGAGGGAGGGAGAAAAGGUGGGAAAGAGGGAGAGAGAAACAAAGAGAGAGAGAAAGAGAGAGAGACGAGAGAGACAAAGAGGGAGAGAGAGAGAGCGCGAGAGAGAGACAGAGAGAGAGAGAGACAAAGAGAGAUAGAUAGAGACAGAGACAGAGAGAGAGAGAGAGAGAGACAAAGAGAGAGCGAGAGAGAGAGAAAGAGAGAGACAAAGAGAGAGAGAUAAAAAGGAAGGAAGAGAGUGAAAUGAAGAGAGAGAAUGAUGAAGCCUUAUCUAUGUGUGUUUGAGCAGGCGGUAGGUAUGGGGUGAGUGUGAGGCCUUACCCUUUAAAGAUAAAAGAGAUCUCCCCAGCUGAUCAAACUGCUGAUUAUCUACAAAAAUUAGGAACACCUAUUAUGGUUGUUUAACAUAGAAUGUUAAUUGAGUUAAAGGGAUGGUGAAAUAACAUUAUAGCAUUUUAUUAUUUACCAGGAUGCCGGUCAAUUCAAUUUCAAUUCAAUUUCAUCAUGCAUGCUUAUGAAUGUGCUAUGUAUUGUAAUGAAUGUUUAAUGAAGCCCUUAUGUAGGUUCCCUUCAAAUAAGGUGUCACUGCCGGUAUUGUCAUGUAAUGUCAUGUACUCUCAGUCUCAACAAGAUCAGAUUUGGAAGGAUGGCCGCGCAAGACUAUGUCAUGUAAUCCUGUCCUAUCUCUCUGCCUUCAAAAGGAGCGUUCCUGGUGCCUUACCUGUUCCUAUGAACGCUCUAAGUAUGGUUAUGACUGUGUUAUGAAGUCCUUAUGUAGCCCUUAUAUCUCUGUGCCCUUAUAGGAGCAUUCCUGGUGCCCUACCAGUUCGUCAUGCAGAUAGCAGGCAUGCUUAUGAAUUGCUUAUGUAUAGGUUAUGACUGUGUUAUAAAGCCAUUAUGUAGGUACUGUCCUGUCUCUCUCUGUCCUCUAUAUGAGUGUUCCUGGUGCCCUACCUGUUCUUCAUGGUGAUAGCGUUAUGGAUAGGCUAUGAAUGUGUUAUGAAGGCAUUAUGUAUGUACUAUGUCAUGUCAUCCUGUCCUGUGUCUCUCUGUCCCCUCUAGGAGCGUUACUGGUGCCCUACCUGUUCUUCAUGGUGAUAGCGUUAUGGAUAGGCUAUGAAUGUGUUAUGAAGGCAUUAUGUAUGUACUAUGUCAUGUCAUCCUGUCCUGUGUCUCUCUGUCCCCUCUAGGAGCGUUCCUGGUGCUCUACCUGUUCUUCAUGGUGAUAGCGUUAUGGAUAGGCUAUGAAUGUGUUAUGAAGGCAUUAUGUAUGUACUAUGUCAUGUCAUCCUGUCCUGUGUCUCUCUGUCCCCUCUAGGAGCGUUCCUGGUGCCCUACCUGUUCUUCAUGGUGAUGGAUAGGCUAUGAAUGUGUUAUGAAGGCAUUAUGUAUGGUUAUGAAUGUGCUAUGUAUGUGUUAUGAAUCUUAAUGUAGCCUUAUGUCUCUCCGUCCCCUCUAGGAGCGUUCCUGGUGCCCUACAUGUUCUUCAUGGUGAUAGCAGGCAUGCCUCUGUUCUACAUGGAACUGGCUCUGGGUCAGUACAACAGAGAGGGGGCUGCAGGCGUCUGGAAGAUCUGCCCCAUAUUCAAAGGUAGGAGAGAGAGAGUGUGUGUGUCUGUGUGUGCAUGCGUGCGUGUGCAUGUGUGUGUGUGUGUGUGUGUUAAGAUAACUACCAUUGUUUAUCCCCAAACAAUGCCACUCACAUGGAAGACUGAAAAUUGGCUUUUAGAGUCUCUCUGUCUUUGGUGAUAAACACAUUUUGGGCCAAUCUUCCUGUACUUUCCAACACAUCGAUAAACACUCCGGUGAGCGGAAACCAUAGAAUUAACAUGACAAGUGUCAAAAGAAGACUGUGACCUUCUCUGUCUUGUUCAAACCCCCCUCCCCCCCAUCAAAACCACGGUGCUGUGCUGCAGACAUUGCUCUGGACAUUGAUCUUCUGUUGUUGACCUGUCAGUAUUUAAUGUGUUUACUGGGUGUCUGGGGACAGCUGAGAGGUUUCAUAGUCUCUCCACUUAAAGGUUUCAGUGUAAUGUGAGGUAAAGUCCUUGUUUCAAUGUUGUUUGUGUUUUUUAUUGUGAAGCCAAGUUUGAAGGCAGCCUGUCUGUCUGACUGUCCGUUCACCCCCCUCUGUCUCUCCAUCCGUCCAUCCAUCUAUUCAUCCACCCACCCACCCACCCACUCAGCCAUCCAGCCAGCCACCCACCCACUCAGCCAUCCACCCACCCACCCACCCACUCAGCCAUCCAGCCAGCCACCCACCCACUCAGCCAUCCAGCCAGCCACCCACCCACUCAGCCAUCCAGCCAGCCACCCACCCACUCAGCCAUCCAGCCAGCCACCCACCCACUCAGCCAUCCAGCCAGCCACCCACCCACUCAGCCAUCCACCCACCCACCCACCCACUCAGCCAUCCAGCCACCCACCCACCCACUCAGCCAUCCAGCCAGCCACCCACCCACUCAGCCAUCCAGCCAGCCAUCCAUCCAUCUGUCCAUCCGUCCGUCCAGCCCCCUAGCUGAGACAGAGCGAAUAGCUGCUGUCACUCACCAGGGAAUCACUGUAAUUACAUCUGAUCACCAUAUUUGUUUCCUAACGAUCAAUGAUUUCAAAAGACUACAGGAUCACACGUGGUGCUAAUAAUUCUGCCUCAACAAAUAUCACUUCUCCUAGAUUAAAGAGCCAUGGAAAAGAGCCAGGACAUCAUAUGGCCAUCAGAAUGAAAGAGAUAGACACUUGUUAGUCCUAAAGGUCAGGAUGAAAGUGAACAGUAGAGCGUGGACACGGUGCUAAAGACACAGAAAUGGCAGAUCUGGGGAUAAAUAAAGCAUAGAGAGGAGACUGCAGAGGCAACCUUUAGAAAGUUUGGCUGUUAUUGUCUUUCAUUUUAAGCGCUCUUUAAAUUCUGUGUUAUCAAGUGUUCUGUCUAGUUUACUUCUGAAAGUGUUUAUGUAAACAUGUAAGAAUGUAGAGUGUUGAGGGUCAAAGAAGGUGAUAGGAAGGCUAGGGAGUACAUAGGAAGUUCACAGAUGGUUUUAUUUGAGGUAUCUAGGAGCAGAUUUGACCUUUGGCCUUUGUGAUACUUCCAGUUAAUAUCAAUUAUUUAUUGUGAUAUGUUGCCCUGUUUUGUGUUUUCUGUCUACCUCUGCUAUAGUCUGAGCCGGUAUUCUAAGCCAUUGUGUAACCCUAAGAAUGGACAAUAAAGUUUUGAACUUUGAUCUUGAACAAUAACCUUUCACCUCUCACCUUUUCCCCAGGUGUUGGUUUCACAGUGAUCCUGAUCAGUCUGUAUGUGGGCUUCUACUACAACGUGAUUAUAGCUUGGGCCCUGUUCUACCUGUUCUCUUCCUUCACCGGGGACCUGCCCUGGGUCCACUGCAACAACACCUGGAACAGCCCCAACUGCUCCGACCUCUGGGCCUUCAACAACUCCCUCAACGACACACACAAGUCCACCCCCGCAGCCGAGUACUUUGAGUGAGUCUGGAGUUUCGUCUCUAGAUCCUAACCUCUACUCCCUGCCCCCUAGCCAAACCUGCCUCUGAGUAUUAUGAGUGAGUUCCUACUCCCUAGCCUCUACUCCCUGCCCACUAGCCACCCCUGCCUCUGAGUACUAUGAGUGAGUUCCUACUCCCUAGCCCCUACUCCCUGCCCCCUAGCCACCCCUGCCUCUGAGUACUAUGAGUGAGUUCCAACUCCCUAGUCCCUACUCCCUGCACCCUAGCCAAACCUGCCUCUGAGUACUAUGAGUGAGUUCCUACUCCCUAGCCCCUACUCCCCCUAGCCACCCCUGCCACUGAGUACUAUGAGUGAGUUCCUACUCCCUUUACCCUACUCCCCCUAGCCACCCCUGCCUCUGAGUACUAUGAGUGAGUCUGAACAGAGACUGUUGACUUCUUUCUUAAAGUAUUUUUGGUCUGACAUGUCACGUAUGGGCACUUUGAGAGGGACUGGCUUCAUCUUUUUCUCUCUUUGGCAUUAAAUUAUACAUACAGUGGGGGAAAAAAGUAUUUAGUCAGCCACCAAUUGUGCAAGUUCUCCCACUUAAAAAGAUGAGAGAGGCCUGUAAUUUUCAUCAUAGGUACACAAAAACUAUGACAGACAAAAUUAGAUUUUUUUUCUCCAGUAAAUCAUAUUGUAGGAUUUUUUAUGAAUUUAUUUGCAAAUUAUGGUGGAAAAUAAGUAUUUGGUCAAUAACAAAAGUUUCUCAAUACUUUGUUAUAUACCUUUUGUUGGCAAUGACACAGGUCAAACAGUUUUCACACACUGUUGCUGGUAUUUUGGCCCAUUCCUCCAUGCAGAUCUCCUCCAGAGCAGUGAUGUUUUGGGGCUGUCGCUGGGCAACACGGACUUUCAACUCCCUCCAAAGAUUUUCUAUGGGGUUGAGAUCUGGAGACUGGCUAGGCCACUCCAGGACCUUGAAAUGCUUCUUACGAAGCCACUCCUUCGUUGCCCGGGCGGUGUGUUUGGGAUCAUUGUCAUGCUGAAAGACCCAGCCACGUUUCAUCUUCAAUGCCCUUGCUGAUGGAAGGAGGUUUUCACUAAAAAUCUCACGAUACAUGGCCCCAUUCAUUCUUUCCUUUACACGGAUCAGUCGUCCUGGUCCCUUUGCAGAAAAACAGCCCCAAAGCAUGAUGUUUCCACCCCCAUGCUUCACAGUAGGUAUGGUGUUCUUUGGAUGCAACUCGGCAUUCUUUGUCCUCCAAACACGACGAGUUGAGUUUUUACCAAAAAGUUAUAUUUUGGUUUCAUCUGACCAUAUGACAUUCUCCCAAUCCUCUUCUGGAUCAUCCAAAUGCACUUUAGCAAACUUCAGACGGGCCUGGACAUGUACUGGCUUAAGCAGGGGACACGUCUGCCACUGCAGGAUUUGAGUCCCUGGCGGCGUAGUGUGUUACUGAUGGUAGGCUUUGUUACUUUGGUCCCAGCUCUCUGCAGGUCAUUCACUAGGUCCCCCCGUGUGGUUCUGGGAUUUUUGCUCACCGUGAUCAUUUUGACCCCACGGGGUGAGAUCUUGCGUGGAGCCCCAGAUCGAGGGAGAUUAUCAGUGGUCUUGUAUGUCUUCCAUUUCCUAAUAAUUGCUCCCACAGUUGAUUUCUUCAAACCAAGCUGCUUACCUAUUGCAGAUUCAGUCUUCCCAGCCUGGUGCAGGUCUACAAUUUUGUUUCUGGUGUCCUUUGACAGCUCUUUGGUCUUGGCCAUAGUGAAGUUUGGAGUGUGACUGUUUGAGGUUGUGGACAGGUGUCUUUUAUACUGAUAACAAGUUCAAACAGGUGCCAUUAAUACAGGUAACGAGUGGAGGACAGAGGAGCCUCUUAAAGAAGAAGUUACAGGUCUGUGAGAGGCAGAAAUCUUGCUUGUUUGUAGGUGACCAAAUACUUAUUUUCCACCAUAAUUUGCAAAUAAAUUCAUAAAAAAUCCUACAAUGUGAUUUUCUGGAAAAAAAAAUCUCAAUUUGUCUGUCAUAGUUGACGUGUACCUAUGAUGAAAAUUACAGGCCUCUCUCAUCUUUUUAAGUGGGAGAACUUGCACAAUUGGUGGCUGACUAAAUACUUUUUUGCCCCACUGUACCUAAUCAAAACUUUAUUUGAAACCUGGACCCAGAAGACAUUAUGCCAGAGAGAGACAGAGGUUCACAUCCUGGUCUAUGUGUGUCCAUUUCUUCAUACUCCUUGUCGUCCAUGGAGAUACUGUAUCCAUACCUUCAUACUCCUUGUCGUCCAUGGAGAUAAUGUAUCCAUGUCUUCAUACUCCUGGUCGUCCAUGGAGAUACUGAAUCCAGUGUUCUUGAUAGAUUAACAGGUGUCUCAUAUGUUUUAGCAAAGGCGGUUUGUUUUGACAAUUCAGGCCUGUCAUGGACAGACAGGCAGUCACUAUCUUUAUCUCCACCUGGGAGCAAUUUAAAUCUAGUCUCAGUCAGGGCCAUUCAGUUGAUAGAAAGUUUUCUUCUUCUUCUUCUUCUUCUUCUUCUUCUUCUUCUUCUUCUUCUUCUUCUUCUUCUUCUUCUUUCUUUCUUUUCUUCUUCUUCUUCUUUCUUUCUCUUCUUCUUCUCUUUCUUCUUCUUCUUCUUCUUCUUCUUCUUCUUCUUCUUCUUCUUCUUCUUCUUCUUUCGUCAUUUUUAGUUGAUAUUUACUGCAGUGUUUCUCCACUUAGUGUGCUGUGUUGUUAGUUAUAGGUUGUUAAUUAGUUGUUGUGGUUAGUCAUUGGUAACAGUGUUGUUGUGUUAGUUAUAGGUUGUUAAUUAGCUGUUGUGGUUAGUCAUUGGUAACAGUGGUGUUGUGUUGUUAGUUAUAGGUUGUUAGUUGUUGUGGUUAGUCAUUGAUAACAGUGUUGCUAUGUUGUUAGUUAUAGGUUGUUAAUCAGUUGUUGUGGUUAGUCAUUGGUAGUGUGCUGUGUUGUUAGUUAUACGUUGUUAGUUGUUGUGGUUAGUCAUUGGUAACAGUGUUGUUGUGUUAGUUAUAGGUUGUUAAUUAGUUGAUGUGGUUAGUUAUUGGUAACAGUGUUGUUGUGUUGUUAGUUAUAGGUGGUUAAUUAGUUGUGGCUAGUCAUUGGUAACACUGUUGUGUGUGUUGUUAGUUAUAGGUUGUUAAUUAGUUGUUGUGGUUAGUCAUUGGUAACAGUGUUGUUAUGUUGUUAGUUAUAGGUUGUUAAUUAGUUGUUGUGGUUAGUCAUUGGUAACAGUGUUGCUGUGUUGUUAGUUAUAGGUUGUUAGUUAGUUGUUGUGGUUAGUCAUUGGUAACAGUGUUGCUGUGUUGUUAGUUAUAGGUUGCUAGUUAGUUGUUGUGGUUAGUCAUUGGUAACAGUGUUGCUGUGUUGUUAGUUAUAGGUUGUUAGUUAGUUGUUAAGGUUAAUCAUUGGUAACAGUGUUGCUGUGUUGUUAGUUAUAGGUUGUUAUUUAGUUGUUGUGGUUAGUCAUUGGUAACAGUGUUGCUGUGUUGUUAGUUAUACGUUGUUAGUUAGUUGUUGUGGUUAGUCAUUGGUAGUGUGUUGUGUUGUUAGUUAUAGGUUGUUAGUUAGUUGCUGUGGUUAGUCAUUGGUAGUGUGUUGUGUUGUUAGUUAUAGGUUGUUAAUUAGUUGUUGUGGUUAGUCAUUAGUAACAGUGUUGUUAUGUUGUUAGUUAUAGGUUGUUAAUUAGUUGUUGUGGUUAGUCAUUGGUAACAGUGUUGUUGUGUUUUUAGUUAUAGGUUGUUAAUUAGUUGUUGUGGUUAGUCAUUGGUAACAGUGUUGUUAUGUUAGUUGUAUGUUGUUAAAUAGUUGUUGUGGUUAGUCAUUGGUAACAGUGUUGCUGUGUUGUUAGUUAUAGGUUGUUAUUUAGUUGUUGUGGUUAGUCAUUGGUAACAGUGUUGCUGUGUUGUUAGUUAUAGGUUGCUAGUUAGUUGUUGUGGUUAGUCAUUGGUAACAGUGUUGUUGUGUUGUUAGUUAUAGGUUGCUAGUUAGUUGUUGUGGUUAGUCAUUGGUAACAGUGUUGUUGUGUUGUUAGUUAUAUGUUGUUAAUUAGUUGUUGUGGUUAGUCAUUGGUAACAGUGUUGUUAUGUUGUUUGUUAUAUGUUGUUAAUUAGUUGUUGUGGUUAGUCAUUGGUAACAGUGUUGCUGUGUUGUUAGUUAUAGGUUGUUAGUUAGUUGUUGUGGUUAGUCAUUGGUAACAGUGUUGCUGUGUUGUUAGUUAUAGGUUGCUAGUUAGUUGUUGUGGUUAGUCAUUGGUAACAGUGUUGUUGUGUUGUUAGUUAUAGGUUGUUAAUUAGUUGUUGUGGUUAGUCAUUGGUAACAGUGUUGUUGUGUUGUUAGUUAUAGGUUGUUAAUUAGUUGUUGUGGUUAGUCAUUGGUAACAGUGUUGUUGUGUUGUUAGUUAUAGGUUGUUAAUUAGUUGUUGUGGUUAGUCAUUGGUAACAGUGUUGCUGUGUUGUUAGUUAUAGGUUGCUAGUUAGUUGUUGUGUUUAGUCAUUGGUAACAGUGUUAUUGUGUUGUUAGUUAUAGGUUGUUAAUUAGUUGUUGUGGUUAGUCAUUGGUAACAGUGUUGUUGUGUUGUUAGUUAUAGGUUGUUAAUUAGUUGUUGUGGGUUAGUCAUUGGUAACAGUGUUGCUGUGUUGUUAGUUAUAGGUUGCUAGUUAGUUGUUGUGGUUAGUCAUUGGUAACAGUGUUAUUGUGUUGUUAGUUAUAGGUUGUUAAUUAGUUGUUGUGGUUAGUCAUUGGUAACAGUGUUGCUGUGUUGUUAGUUAUAUGUUGUUAAUUAGUUGUUGUGGUUAGUCAUUGGUAACAGUGUCGCUGUGUUGUUAGUUAUAGGUUGUUAGUUAGUUGUUGUGGUUAGUCAUUGGUAACAGUGUUGUUGUGUUGUUAGUCAUAGGUUGUUAGUUAGUUGUUAAGGUUAAUCAUUGGUAACAGUGUUAUUGUGUUGUUAGUUAGUCAAUUAGUUGUUGGUUAGUUGGUAACAGUGUUGCUGUGUUUGUUAGUUUUAGGUUUGUUAAUUAGUUGUUGUAGUUAGUCAUUGGUACAGUGUUGCUGUGUUGUUAGUUCUAGGUUACUAGUUAGUUGUUGUGGUUAGUUUAUUGGUAACAGUGUUGUUGUGUUGUUAGUUUAUAGGUUGUUAAUUAGUUGUUGUGGUUAGUCCAUGGUACCAGUGUUGUUGUGUUGUUAGUUAUAGGUUUGUUAGUUAGUUGUUGUGGGUUAGUCCAUUGGUAACAGUGUUUGUUAUGUUGUUAGUCAUAGGUUGUUAGUUAGUUGUUGUGGUUAGUCAUUGGUAACAGUGUUGUUGUGUUGUUAGUCAUAGGUUGUUAGUUAGUUGUUAAGGUUAAUCAUUGGUAACAGUGUUAUUGUGUUGUUAGUUAUAGGUUGUUAAUUAGUUGUGUGGUUAGUCAUUGGUAACAGUGUUGCUGUGUUGUUAGUUUUAGGUUGUUAAUUAGUUGUUGUAGUUAGUCAUUGGUAACAGUGUUGCUGUGUUGUUAGUUAUAGGUUGAUCAUUAGUUGUUGUGGUUAGUCAUAGGUAACAGUGUUGAUGUGUUGUUAGUUAUAGGUUGUUAAUUAGUUGUUGUGGUUAGCUAUUGGUAACAGUGUUGUUGUGUUGGUCCAGGAGUGGGGUGCUCCACCUGCAGGACAGUGAGGGUAUAUCUGACCUGGGUCUGUUAGUUAGCUAGAUGUUUGUUGGUUAGUUGUUACAACCUGUUAUAACUGUUAUGUUCCAGGCGUGGGGUGCUCCACCUGCAGGACAGUGAGGGUAUAGCUGACCUGGGUCUGCCUCGUUGGCAGCUGACGUCCUGUCUAGCUGUGGUCAUCGUGGUUCUCUACUUCAGCCUCUGGAAGGGGGUCAAGACCUCAGGGAAGGUAGGUGGUCCUCUGAAUCUGUAGUGGCUCCAUAUCAACAUCUUUUAAGGGUACAUAAAUCUACCUCUGUGCUAAAUGUAGUACUUUUAUCUAAAAAUAGUGUGUUUUUAGAUUGUGUUACCGUUGACUGACAUUUUGUAAGAUGGCUGCCACGGUCCCCAGCGUCCAAAUCGCUGAUGGCUCCAUAUGUAACUGUUUCAGGGUACAUAAAUGUACUUAUGUUUUUAAAAAAUGUAGUGAUCUAUUUUUUACUUAAGACUUAUUUUUCUUAAAACUGCAUUGUUGGUUAAGGGCUUGUAAGUACACUUUUCACUGUAAGGUCUACACCUGUUGUAUUCGGCGCAUUUGACAAAUACAAUUUGAUUUGAUUUGAUUUUAUCAUAAAAUGUGCAAUUGUUACGGAUAUUAAAGCUUAGUCACCCCACUAUAGAGGAGGAUGUCCAGGUGAAGUCAGCUCAGAUCUGGCCUGGCCCUGUGAGCAGAACAGAACACCAGAUCAGGGCCACUGAGUCCAUGGCUGCAUCCCAAAUGGCACCCUAUUCCCUGUGUGGUGCACUACUUUUGACUUUUGCCUUAAGCUCUAUGAGCAGGGUAUUAAGUCCCUGCCUUUAGCUCUAUGAGCAGGAUAUUAAGUCCUGGCCUUUAGCUCUAUGAGCAGGGUAUUAAGUCCUGUCCUUAAGCUCUAUGAGCAGGGUAUUAAGUCCUGGCCUUUAGCUCUAUGAGCAGGGUAUUAAGUCCUUGCCUUAAGCUCUAUGAGCAGGGUAUUAAGUCAUGGCCUUUAGCUCUAUGAGCAGGGUAUUAAGUCCUGGCCUUUAGCUCUAUGAGCAGGGUAUUAAGUCCUGGCCUUUAGCUCUAUGAGCAGGGUAUUAAGUCCUGGCCUUAAGCUCUAUGAGCAGGGUAUUAAGUCAUUUAGCUCUAUGAGCAGGGUAUUAAGUCCUGGCCUUUAGCUCUAUGAGCAGGGUAUUACGUCCUGGCCUUUAGCUCUAUGAGCAGGCUAUUAGGUCUUGGCCUUUAGCUCUAUGAGCAGGGUAUUACGUCCUGGCCUUUAGCUCUAUGAGCAGGGUAUUAAGUCCUGGCCUUUAGCUCUAUGAGCAGGGUAUUAAGUCCUGGCCUUAAGCUCUAUGAGCAGGGUAUUAAGUCAUGGCCUUUAGCUCUAUGAGCAGGGUAUUAAGUCCUGGCCUUUAGCUCUAUGAGCAGGGUAUUAAGUCCUGGCCUUUAGCUCUAUGAGCAGGGUAUUAAGUCCUGGCCUUAAGCUCUAUGAGCAGGGUAUUAAGUCAUUUAGCUCUAUGAGCAGGGUAUUAAGUCCUGGCCUUUAGCUCUAUGAGCAGGGUAUUACGUCCUGGCCUUUAGCUCUAUGAGCAGGCUAUUAGGUCCUGGCCUUUAGCUCUAUGAGCAGGGUAUUACGUCCUGGCCUUUAGCUCUAUGAGCAGGGUAUUAAGUCCUGGCCUUUAGCUCUAUGAGCAGGGUAUUAAGUCCUGGCCUUUAGCUCUAUGAGCAGAUUGUUGAGUCCAUGUGUAUAGAACAGAACAGAGUGGGCCAGGUUGUUGAGUCCAUGUGUAUAGAACAGAACAGAACAGAACAGAGUGGGCCAGGUUGCUGCAUCCAUGUCUAUAGAACAGAACAGAGUGGGCCUGGUUGCUGAGUCCAUGUGUCCCUGUGCAGGUUGUGUGGAUCACAGCCACCAUGCCCUACGUGGUCCUGACUGUCCUGCUGCUGCGUGGUGUCACCCUCCCUGGAGCCAUGGAUGGCAUUAAGGCCUACCUCAGCGUUGACUUCCGACGACUCUGUGAGCCUCAGGUGAGAGAGAGAGAGAGAGAGAGAGAGAGAGAGAGAGAGAGAGAGAGAGAGAGAGAGAGAGAGAGAGAGAGAGAGAGAGAGAGAGAGAGAGAGAGAUUAGAGAGAGAGAGAGAGAGAGAGGAGAGAGAGAGAGAGAGAGAGAGAGCAUCUCUAGAGCGAGAGAGAAAGAUCUCGGCGAGAGAGGACAUCGAGAUCAGAUAGGCGCCUAGAGGCUACGCGAUCAGCCUAUUAGAUCGCUAAGAGGAAUUCCAGGUGAUAAAAGUCUGUUUCCUUACAGAGUUUCACAGACACACUAGUAUUACAGCGCUGGUCCAGUCCUUGGCUCUCAUGAGGUUGGAGACACUCUCCACCAGCUGAGGCACCUUUCUGUUUUGUGUGUGUGAGAGAGAGAGUUGCUGAUGUUUAUUUCUGUAUUUUAAUGCCACAGGUAUUAUUUUAGUGCAUGAAAAUAAAGGUUAGAAAAAAUAUUUAAUAUUUCAGUAUCCUUGAAAUCCCAACUGAUGAAAUGUAUAUCUGAAUAAUUUGCCUUAAUAAGGGCGCUGUAAGAAUCUCCAGCUGUUUCCCUUCCAGUAGCAGCUCACCACAAGGACUCAAAGCAGCAAUUUGAGAAUUAGAUUAGACACAUGCAUGCAGCAACAAUUUGCUAAAUUACCCCGUAUUCACAAGUGUCUUUCAUCUUUCUGUUGAAUGAGUUUCCUGCAAUUAUCUCUAAUAACAGCUUUUUCUCUGUCUUUUGUCCUCUGUCCCCCGGCUGUUUGUUGUGUAGGUCUGGAUAGAUGCUGCCACUCAGAUCUGCUUCUCUUUGGGAGUGGGGUUUGGUGUGCUAAUAGCCUUCUCCAGCUAUAACAAAUUCAGCAACAACUGCUAUAGGUAAGCUAGAAGCCGAGAACAACCGGAGUGCGUCCCAAAAGGCACCUUAUUCACUAUAUAGUGCACUACUACGACUAGGAACCAUAGGGCUCUGGUUGAAAGUAGUGCACUAUAUAGGGAAUAGGGUGCCAUUUUGUAUGCAGCCUCGGUGUUGAUAGUCUCUAAUAGAGAGGCUGAUAGAGCGUACAAGCUGCUGCUGAGCUGGUGAAUUACAAUACCUUUGAAGCCCCUUACCUACCGCCCAUGUCUUUCACACCAGUCUGUUCCAUAGAGGAUAGUAAUACCUACCGCCCAUGUCUUUCACACCAGUCUGUGUUCUGGUGUAUGACACUAAUAUUGACAUGAAUCAGCAGACAUUGGAUCUUUGAUCUUAAACAGAUGCUCCCUGUCUGUUCUGGAUCUACCAGAUAUAAGAAUAUGUUCUUGUCAUCUGCUCUCUCUCUUCCAGAGAUGCCAUCAUCACCAGCUCCAUCAACUCUCUGACAAGCUUCUUCUCUGGCUUCGUCAUCUUCUCCUUCCUGGGGUACAUGUCCCAUAAACACAGUGUACCACUCGACAAGGUGGCCACAGACGGUCAGUAUUCUUAAUACUCUGGACAAUGUGGCCACAGACGUUCAGUAUUCUUAAUGCUCUGGACAAGGUAGCCACAUACGGUCAGUAUUCUUAAUACUCUGGACAAUGUGGCCACAGACGUUCAGUAUUCUUAAUGCUCUGGACAAGGUGACCACAGAUGUUCAGUAUUCUUAAUGCUCUGGACAUGGUGACCACAGACGGUCAGUAUUCUUAAUGCUCUGGACAUGGUGGCCACAGACGGUCAGUAUUCUUAAUGCUCUGGACAAGGUGACCACAGAUGUUCAGUAUUCUUAAUGCUCUGGACAAAGUGACCACAUAUGUUCAGUAUUAUUAAUGCUCUCGACAAGGUGACCACAGACGGUCAGUAUUCUUAAUGCUCUGGACAAGGUGACCACAGACUGUCAGUAUUCUUAAUGCUCUGGACAAGGUGGCCACAGAUGUUCAGUAUUCUUAAUGCUCUGGACAAGGUGGCCACAGAUGUUCAGUAUUCUUAAUGCUCUGGACAAGGUGGCCACAGAUGUUUAGUAUUCUUAAUGCACUGGACAAGGUGGCCACAGAUGGUCAGUAUUCUUAAUGCUCUGGACAAGGUGACCACAGACGUUCAGUAUUCUUAAUGCUCUGGACAAGGUGACCACAGACGGUCAGUAUUCUUAAUGCUCUGGACAAGGUGGCCACAGAUGUUCAGUAUUCUUAAUGCUCUGGACAAGGUGGCCACAGAUGUUCAGUAUUCUUAAUGCUCUGGACAAGGUGGCCACAGAUGUUCAGUAUUCUUAAUGCUCUGGACAAGGUGGCCACAGAUGUUCAGUAUUCUUAAUGCUCUGGACAAGGUGGCCACAGAUGUUCAGUAUUCUUAAUGCUCUGGACAAGGUGGCCACAGAUGUUCAGUAUUCUUAAUGCUCUGGACAAGGUGGCCACAGAUGUUCAGUAUUCUUAAUGCUCUGGACAAGGUGGCCACAGAUGGUCAGUAUUCUUAAUGCUCUGGACAAGGUGGCCACAGAUGUUCAGUAUUCUUAAUGCUCUGGACAAGGUGACCACAGAUGUUCAGUAUUCUUAAUGCUCUGGACAAGUUGACCACAGAUGGUCAGUAUUCUUAAUGCUCUGGAUACUUUUCUCAGAUAAUGAUGGAGACCUGAAAUGAUUGUUUUGUUCUUUAUAAAAAUAGCUAGAUUUUUUAGCUAUUCAUUAUUUGGGUGUGGGAUCUAUAAAUUGCUGUCAUGUCCACUUGUCUUUCUGACAUGCAAUAUUAAUUGCUGUAUAUCUACUGCAAAAUACCCAUGUUUAGCUGCACUGGACUUGGUGUCAGGGCUGAUUGGAAAUCUAUAUGUAUUUAUCAGCACAAAUUCAUAAUGUGGUCUAUAUUGUCACCAUUGUUGAUUGCUGAUUAAACAAAUGUUUGAUUUGCUGCCUUCAUCAGACAAGUCUCCCACACAAAAGAGAUCUCAGUGUAAUCUACCUGUUUGAUUAACACUAGAUAACUAAAUCAUUAAUCUGUGUUGUUGUGUCCCAUCCAGGUCCUGGUCUGGUGUUCAUCAUCUACCCAGAGGCCAUAGCUACAUUACCAGGCUCCUCAGUCUGGGCAGUUAUCUUCUUCAUCAUGUUGCUGACCCUGGGCAUCGACAGUGCUGUAAGUACACCCCUCACCAUUAUAGAAUAACCUAGGAACUGAUGAACUACCAGUUUCUGAGGUGCAAGCGUGCUAUAGGCUAGCAGUGACAAACCCUACUCCUGGGGAGCUAAUAGGUGUGCAGGCUUUUGGCCCGACCCAGCAGGAUUAGGAUUGGCUGCACCUGCUAUAGGUAAAGUGCAGGGACCAAGUUCAGCUAAAUGAUGGUGUUCUAUGUUCUGUGUUCUGUGUUUGGUCUCUAGAUGGGAGGGAUGGAGUCAGUGAUCACAGGAUUGAUGGAUGAGUUCAAGUUUCUCCACAAACACCGGGAACUCUUCACCCUCUUCAUCGUUGUGUCCACCUUCCUCAUCUCACUGUUCUGUGUCACUAACGUAAGUGGACGAAGAAGAUGUGGAAAAUAUAUGUAAAGUUAUUUUUCAAGCAUCUAAGGAACUUGCAUGAAUGACACAUCAAAGUACAGGGCUAAUAUAAUGGACAUCAAAUGGAACCUCUCCUCUCCUCUCCUCUCCUCUCCUCUCCUCUCCUCUCCUCUCCUCUCCUCUCCUCUCCUCUCCUCUCCUCUCCUCUCCUCUCCUCUCCUCUCCUCUCCUCUCCUCUCCUCUCCUCUCCUCUCCUCUCCUCUCCUCUCCAGGGUGGUAUCUAUGUGUUCACUCUGCUGGACCAUUUUGCUGCUGGGACAUCGAUUCUCUUUGGAGUGCUUAUUGAGGCCAUCGGAAUCGCCUGGUUCUACGGUAAGGAGGGGGGAGGAGGGGAGAGGAGGAUGGGAGGAGCAGGGGAAGGGGAGAGGAGAGGGAGGAGGGAGGAGGAGCGGGAGGAGGGGGACUCCUUCCUGAUUCUAUAGAAGAAGAGGGGUAAGGAGGAGGUGGGAUGGGGGGGGGGGACUCCUAUCUGAUUCUACAGAAGAAGAGGGGUAAGGAGGAGGUGGGAUGGGGGUGGUGACUCCUUUCUGAUUCUACAGAAGAAGAGGGGUAAGGAGGAGGUGGGAUGGGGGGGGGGGACUCCUUUCUGAUUCUACAGAAGAAGAGGGGUAAGGAGGAGGUGAGAUGGGGGGGGACUCCUAUCUGGUUCUACAGAAGAAGAGGGGUAAGGAGGAGGUGGGAUGGGGGGGUGACUCCUUUCUGGUUCUACAGAAUAAGAGGGGUAAGGAGGAGGUGGGAUGGGUGGGGGGGGACUCCUAUCUGGUUCUACAGAAGAAGAGGGGUAAGGAGGAGGUGGGAUGGGGGGGGGGGACUCCUAUCUGGUUCUACAGAAGAAGAGGAGGGAGGAGUAAGGAGGGAGGAGGAGGAGGUGAGGAGGGGGGACUCUUAGCUCUUCAUGGCCAGCCAAGCUGAUGCCACAUUAGGCCAGUGAUUGGGUCUGAUGGGAUAUCAGGCUGGAUAUUCCUCUGCUGUGCCGCCAUGCAACACUAUCUCAUUAGCUUUCAGAGGACAGGAAGGUAAAAAGCCUGUUUCUGGUGUGUUUCUGCCACUCAGAGUGUGUGGUCCAUAUUACUAUUUAGUGUUUAGGUGUUUGGAGUGGACAGAGACAUAGACAGAUCAGAUCCAAAUAAUAGUAUAUUGAUAUUGAAUAUCUGAGGUCAAUGAUAAAACACACAUCCCAGCCUGUGGUGUAAAGAUUGACGUUUUGGUCUAUUGUGGUUCUGAUGAUACUUGGAUGGCAGCAAAGGGAUAGUUCACCAAAAUUACAAAAUUACAUCCUGGUUUCCUAACCCUGUAAGCAGUCUAUGGAUAAGGUAUGACAGCAAUCCAUACUUUGGUUUUAUUUCCCUGGCACUGUUUCCAAAUGCUAACAUUUUAGCAUUUGUGUCCCAAAUCCCAUUCAAGUUAUGGUAUCGAUAUUAGCAUUUUUCGAGCAUCAUUUUCAAAUCAUCCGAAAGUAUCUCAAAUUGAUUGUGGAGCCCAACAAAGUCACUUAUAAGAUAGGUUUCCAUCCAAUUGACGACAGAUUUUCAUGAGAAUAUAAAAAAAUCGCAUAAAUCCGCAUAAAAACAAUAUGCUAAUUUCCCCACCAGAGAUGUGUUUACAUCAAAUUGACUUGUUGCUGAUUGAAGGCUGUGCGUGAUGAUAUAAUGCAAAUUAAAAUAACUUUUGCUGUUAAAUUCCCAUGUACUUAAAAAAUAAAAGUAUGCUAAAUGAAUUUCCAUCACAUUUUCAACUCUGCUGAUGGUUUUGUCACAACAAAUGUUGCGUUAUAUGUGCCCACUCUGGUCUUGGCACGUGUGCUCUAGCCAACAGCUCGCAGAUACAGUGCGGGUAGGCUACCUUCUGAGAUAAUUAUGGAUAAGAGCAAGAUUUUUAUUUGUCAAACGGUAGCCAAGCUUGUCACCAGAAUAAGACCCUCAAUGUUUAUUGGAAAGGAGCAUCAAGCUUAAGUCUUUUCUUUACAAUUCUUGAGCGCUACACUACAGUAUGAGCAACUUGCUUUGCUCAGAUAACAUUGAAGUUAUCUGAAACCUCAUAAUACAGUAAUGUCUCCAAAGUGAGUUCAGGUUAGAAAAUAACGUCUCCAAAGUGAGUUCAGGUUAGAAAAUAACGUCUCCAAAGCUCACUUCUGGUUCAGAGUUCUAGUCUGAUCUACUGUACUGCUGGUCAGAUCAAUAUUGGGGUCCAGACAGUGUUGUGUGUGUGUGUGUUCAUUCAUGCGUGUGUUUGUGUAUGUCUAACCAGCCUUGUGGCUCUGGGGUCAGUGUGGUCAGCUUGCUGCCCUGUCAUGUUGGCCUCAGCCUGGGAGGACAGACUACUUUAGCCCCAGGCUUCUCCGGGCCUUUUCCCUGGCUCCAUCUCUACUGACAGGUGGCUGUGGCCCCUGUGCCCUCCACAGGAACACCAGCCUGCCCUCCACAGGAACACCAGCCUGCUCUCCAUAGGCGCCAGUCACAUUGGGAUUCUGCCUGGGCUUUGAGUAGUACCUCCCAGGCAGGGAACAAAGAGAGACGGUGGAGCGAGGAGAAGCAUCAAUGAGGAAAGGGAUUUGAUGCUGGUGGUAUUAAACACGCUACCAGAAUGUUAUAUCCUUGUAUUUCAAAUGUACUGUAGUUUCCUCAAAAUGAGGAGACCUAUGAGAGAAUGCAAAGUAACGCAACAUUGUUGCCGACUAUGUUUCAUCCUCAAGGGUUCCUAUCUGCUGUGGUGUAAACUUUCCCUUUCCCUCCGUUUGAUCUGUGAAUGACAACUCAAUGGUUUUGAUCAGGGUUGGGGUCCAUUCGAAUUGAAGGUAGUCAAUUCAGGAAGUGAUUUGAAUUUGAACUUCAAAAAUGGAAACACUUUUAAAAUAAAUAGCUUUUACUUUUAAGUCUAUUGAGAAGUCAUUGAAAAUACUAGUACUCCUGAGUAGCGCAGUGGUCUAAGGCACUGCAUCGCAGUGCUAACUGUGCCACUAGAGAUCCUGGUUCGAAUCCAGGCUCUGUCGCAGCCGGCCGCGACUGGGAGACUCAUGGGCGGCGCACAAUUGGUCCAGGGUAGGGGAGGGAAUGGCCGGCAGGGAUGUAGCUCAGUUGAUAGAGCAUGGCGUUUGCAACGCCAGGGUUGUGGGUUCGAUUCCCACGGGGGGCCAGUAUAAAAAAUAUAUAUAUAUAUAUUCACUAACUGUAAGUCGCUCUGGAUAAGAGCGUCUGCUAAAUGACUAAAAUGUAAAUGUAAAAUAGAUAUCCUUAAAAAAGUUUUUAGUAAAAAAUCUGAAUUGACUGCUUUCAAUUCGAAUUGACCCCAACCCUGGUUUUGAUGACGAACCGUCAAGGGUUUUUAACUGCUAUGGUUUAAACUAUUCCCAUCAGGAGUGGAUCGGUUCAGUGAUGACAUUGAGGAGAUGAUUGGACAGAGGCCAAGCCUGUACUGGAGACUGUGCUGGAAGUUUGUCAGCCCAUGCUUCCUCCUGGUGAGUUCAUAAAGAGACAAACACUAGCAGACCUGGGUCAAACAUGUCAAAUACUUUUAGUUUACCUGGUGCAAUGGAACCAGUUAAAUAGUCCCGAAAGUGCAAACUCCAAGCUAAUUCAAGCACACCUCAUGCACACCAAGGUCUAAGCACUAACUACAUUGUUUUAUGGAACGGGGUUGCUAGUUUCAGUAGAGGCUGGUCCAUAACUGUCCUUGUGGUUUGAAACAGAAUGUGUCCCAACCCCAACCCUCUGUUUCUCCAGUUCAUGGUGGUGGUGAGCUUCGUGACCUUUAACCCUCCUAACUACGGGACAUACACGUUUCCCAUAUGGGCCAACAUGAUUGGCUGGUGCCUGGCUAUAUCCUCCAUGACCAUGGUGCCUCUCUAUGCCAUCUACAAGAUGUGCACCUUACCUGGAAAGUUCUGUGAUGUAAGUCUGAUUUACAGUGAGGGAAAAAAGUAUUUGAUCACCUGCUGAUUUUGUACAUUUUCCCACUGACAAAGACAUGAUCAGUCUAUAAUUUUAAUGGUAGGUUUAUUUGAACAGUGAGAGACAGAAUAACAACAAAGAAAUCCAGAAAAACGCAUGUCAAAAAUGUUAUAAAUUGAUUUGCAUUUUAAUGAAGGAAAUAAGUAUUUGACCCCUCUGCAAAACAUGACUUAGUACUUGGUGGCAAAACCCUUGUUGGCAAUCACAGAGGUCAGACGUUUGUUGUAGUUGGCCACCAGGUUUGCACACAUCUCAGGAGGGAUUUUCUUCCACUCCUCUUUGUAGAUCUUCUCCAAGUCAUUAAGGUUUUGAGGCUGACGUUUGGCAACUCGAACCUUCAGCUCCCUCCACAGAUUUUCUAUGGGAUUAAGGUCUGGAGACUGGCUAGGCCACUCCAGGAUCUUAAUGUGCUUCUUCUUGAGCCACUCCUUUGUUGCCUUGGCCGUGUGUUUUGGGUCAUUGUCAUGCUGGAAUACCCAUCCACGACCCAUUUUGAAUGCCCUGGCUGAGGGAAGGAGGUUCUCACCCAAGAUUUGACGGUACAUGGCCCCGUCCAUCGUCCCUUUGAUGCUGUGAAGUUGUCCUGUCCCCUUAGCAGAAAAACACCCCCAAAGCAUAAUGUUUCCACCUCCAUGUUUGACGGUGGGGAUGGUGUUCUUGGGGUCAUAGGCAGCAUUCCUCCUCCUCCAAACACGCCGAGUUGAGUUGAUGCCAAAGAGCUCGAUUUUGGUCUCAUCUGACCACAACACUUUCACCCAGUUCUCCUCUGAAUCAUUCAGACGUUCAUUGGCAAACUUCAGACGACCCUGUAUAUGUGCUUUCUUGAGCAGGGGGACCUUGCGGGCGCUGCGCAGGAUUUCAGUCCUUCACUGCGUAAUGUGUUACCAAUUGUUUUCUUGGUGACUAUGGUCCCAGCUGCCUUGAGAUCAUUGACAAGAUCCUCCCGUGUAGUUCUGGGCUGAUUCCUCACCAUUCUCAUGAUCAUUGCAACUCGACGAGGUGAGAUCUUGCAUGGAGCCCCAGGCCGAGGGAGAUUGACAGUUAUUUUGUCUUUCUUCCAUUUGUGAAUAAUCGCACCAACUGUUGUCACCUUCUCACCAAGCUGCUUGGCGAUGGUCUUGUAGCCCAUUCUAGCCUUGUGUAGGUCUACAAUCUUGUCCCUGACAUCCUUGGAGAGCUCUUUGGUCUUGGCCAUAGUGGAGAGUUUGGAAUCUGAUUGAUUGAUUGCUUCUGUGGACAGGUGUCUUUUAUACAGGUAACAAGCUGAGAUUAGGAGCACUCCCUUUAAGAGUGUGCUCCUAAUCUCAGCUCGUUACCUGUAUAAAAGACACCUGGGAGACAGAAAUCUUUCUGAUUGAGAGGGGGUCAAAUAGUUAUUUCCCUCAUUAAAAUGCAAAUCAAUUUAUAACAUUUCUGACAUGCGUUUUUCUGGAUUUUUUUGUUGUUAUUCUGUCUCUCACUGUUCAAAUAACCCUACCAUUAAAAUUAUAGACUGAUCAUUUCUUUGUCAGUGGGCAAACGUACAAAAUCAGCAGGUGAUCAAAAACUUUUUUCCCUUACUGUAUGUAAGUCUGGUUUAUACAAGUCUGAUUCAUAUAAGUCUGGUUUAUAUAAGUCUGAAUUUUAACAGAGCCAUCUACAAGAUGUGCACCUUACCUGGGAAGUCUAGUUUAUAUUGAUAUAUGAUACUAUGGUGAUUUAGCAGACACCUUUAACCAAAGUGAUGCACACUUUUAUCCACAUCAAUGCACAGAAAUGUCAACACUGACAAUGACACAUAUAUAUUCGGUACAUGAGCAAUAUGGUUUAUGAGCUACAACAUCACCAGCAAAUAUGAAUAUCCAGCUUGGUAAUUCACAAUGAUUCGUAUAAUGAAGAUACGUUAGUUUCUUUGGUAACUGAUUCCCGUCCUGUCUUCCUGUAGAGACUGGCCUACGCCAUAACACCUGAGCAUGAACACCACUUGGUGGAUAAUGGAGAAGUUAGGAGGUUUACGGUAAGCUGCUCUUCACUAUUUACUUGACGUUACUUAACCUCCCCUACUUACCAUACCUUACUUUACCCUACCUUACUUUACCUUACCAUACCUUACUUUACCAUACCUUACCCUACAUUACUUUACCUUACCUUACCUCGCCUACCUUACUUUACCUUGCCUUACCUUACCUUACCUUACCUUGCCUUACAUUGCCUUACUUUACCUUACCUUACCUUACAUUACUUUACCUUACCUUACCUUGCCUUACCUUACUUUACCAUACCUUACCUUGCCUUGCCUUUCCUUACCUUACUUUACCUUACCAUACAUUACCUUACCUUACCUUGCCUUACCUUACCUUACCCCACCUUACUUCACCUUACCUUGCCUUACCUUACCUUGCCUUACCUUACUUUACCUUACUUACCUUACCUUACCUUACCUUACCUUACCUUACCUUACCUUACCUUACCUUACCUUACCUUACCUUACCUUACCUUACCUUACCUUACCUUACUGUAUUUAUUGUCUUUCCCAUUGGUUUCCACCUUACCUUACUGUAUUUAUUGUCUUUCCAAUUGGUUUCCACCUUACCUUACUGUAUUUAUUGUCUUUCCCAUUGGUUUCUACCUUACCUUACUGUAUUUGUUGUCCUUUCCCAUUGGUUUCCACCUUACCUUACUGUAUUUAUUGUCUUUCCCAUUGGUUUCCACCUUACCUUACUGUAUUUAUUGUCUUUCCCAUUGGUUUCCACAGCUCCAACACUGGAUGGUGAUCUGAGCCCAGGAGGAAGGCAGAGAGGUCCGUUCACAUGGAG